Ananas comosus (pineapple) is the source of this 705-nucleotide messenger RNA. Its product is annotated as gibberellin-regulated protein 11-like. The coding region runs from base 94 to 417 and encodes 107 amino acids. The transcript has 4 exons. The record is from RefSeq and is a predicted model, not a curated record. Lineage: Eukaryota; Viridiplantae; Streptophyta; Magnoliopsida; Poales; Bromeliaceae.
GGUUCCUAUUUAAGCCUCCCUGCUAAGAACAAAAAAAUAAAGAGCUCUUCCUGGAGUUCUCUAUAGUGUUCUUUUACAUUCUACUACUUCUCCAUGGCUAUGAAGCUUCACCUCACAGUAGCAAUAUUACUCCUCUGUGUCCUCACUGAGGUUCCUCUUCAAAAAACAGUGGUGGUGGAAGCUGACCUGGUGGUUCCAAGAGAUCCGAACAACAAACCGGUCCCUAUCCUUGACUGUGCGGGGCUGUGCGCGGGGCGGUGCAGCCAACACUCGCGGCCGAACUUGUGCGCUCGGGCGUGCGGCACUUGCUGCUCCAGGUGCAAAUGCGUGCCGCCGGGCACCUCCGGCAACCGCGAGAUGUGCGGCACGUGCUACACCAACAUGACCACCCACGGCAACAGGACCAAGUGCCCUUAGGCAAAUUUACCACCAUAUAUCUAGUAUAUAUAUUUCUGUGUACUACGAAAAUGAUGACCAAGAUGUAUGGGUGUUCCAUCCUCUUUUUGUUCGUUAUACUUCUAUAUAUGUAUUACAUAAAUUAGCGUGACAUGAUCUAUAUGUAUGAGUCUAGCUCUGGCUUGGUAUUUUGGCUGUGAAAAGUUACUACGUUGGGUGUAAUAUACUACUACUUUGCUAUGUAUUAGUGGCCUUGUUUAUAUGCAGUUUAAUAAGAUGGUACCCAUGUAGGAAGAUGUUUUUUUUUUC